Messenger RNA from Plasmodium coatneyi, 1266 nucleotides. RefSeq lists its product as uncharacterized. The record is from RefSeq and is a predicted model, not a curated record. Lineage: Eukaryota; Apicomplexa; Aconoidasida; Haemosporida; Plasmodiidae. The transcript has a single exon. The coding region runs from base 1 to 1266 and encodes 421 amino acids.
AUGAAAAAUGAAAGCAAGCACACGGAAAAAACAAAUUUCGAAAAUGGCAAAAUAUAUGUAAUAUAUGACGAGAUUUAUGAUACACACAGGAAGGAAAAAAGGCGGAGAAAUUAUUACUGCAAAAUCGUGAGGUUCCCCAACCCUCAAGUGUUAAUAAUCAGGGCGUUAAGUGAAGUGUAUAAUUUGAAGGACAGAGUGGAGUACCUCCCUCGUAGUUACCACUUCGGCGUACUAAACACACAUAGUUAUUACAAUGGGGAAAAAAAGAGCGUCUAUGAGACGCUGCUCCUUAUGCAUGCCCUGAAUGGCAAAAGAGAGUUAACAAAGAGUGCGAGUGGCAAAAGGGGCAUGAACCCCACAAAAGAAGGAACAAAUGACCAGGGCGACAACAACAUCACAGCAUUGACCAAGGUAGGGAGCACCAGCAAACCUGAAGAUCUCUACUUAUUUCACAUUUUGAACGAAGCCCACCAAGUAUAUGAAUAUUUUUUUUACCUGUAUGGCAAAUGCUACCAAAGGUACACUCGCCAAUUUUUCGUAAAUAUAAAUCUAAACUACAAUUUGGUUAAAGGGUUUGUAAAAUUGCAGUACGUGAAUGACCGCAUGUCAAGCAAGUACAAAAAUGUGUCCCUCGACAGUAUGUUGAAUAGGCUAAUAAAACUUCUGAAUUUUUUUUCACAGUUUGGGAAGAAUUACGAGCGAAUUGAGUGCAUCAUCUUGUACGUAUAUUUCUACACCUUUUUAUGUGUGCCCAUUUGUUUCUACCCAUGGGGUUUCCCCAAUUUCGAUCGCUUAAGCAGGAAAAUACUGAAAGACGGAAAUGUUAAUAUGAUCAUUAACCAUGUGCACGCCAAUAAGAAGAGCUUAUUUUCUCUCCUCCUAAAUAUUAAAGAAGAACCUAAUGGCUACUUCGAAACUUUCGAUUUUAACCUGGCGAUAUUGAUGAACGAAGUUGCCGAGGGAAGCGACAAUUUGCAGCUACGCAACGAUAAUAGAAAUGGGCAGUGUUACCUCAACCAUAAUGCUGGCCUGUUCGAAAAGAAAGAAGGGUACAUCAACUUGAGUGAAUAUCGCCUACUGAAAGGUAUAGGUUAUAAUUCGCUGAGUCAGUUGUACAAACCGCACUUUUAUCACUUGACAGUGUUGAGACGGACGUUUUUGUUUCACAGCAAAAUGGAAGUCAUUCUGGUUUUUUUACGCCUCCUGGCCGAACGGUUGUUCGACAUGGACAUGCACUUUAGAAUGUGUGUAAGAGGGGGGCAAUAA